Molecule: messenger RNA, 1017 nt
Organism: Odontomachus brunneus
Lineage: Eukaryota; Metazoa; Arthropoda; Insecta; Hymenoptera; Formicidae
Product: protein ANTAGONIST OF LIKE HETEROCHROMATIN PROTEIN 1-like
Exons: 2
Coding region: 69-884 (271 amino acids)
Source: RefSeq, a predicted model, not a curated record
UAUGUAUAUGUAUAUAACUGUUAUUUAUAUGUAACCUGGAAAUAUUACAGAUUUAUGAAAUCUAAAACAUGCGGGCGAAACGAGAAAUUCUUGUCUUAUUCUGGCUUCUUUCAUCUUAUUAUUAUCUGAUAAAAAGAAGGAGACCGUAUAAAAGAUGGAUUAAUAGAAGAUGGCAUACAAGACCAAUUAAUAAAUUAAGGCACCAAUUUGGUCAUUACAACACUCUUUUCCAGGAAUUAAAAAAGGAUGAGAGCAUGUUCUUUAAAUAUGUAAGAAUGUCUAAUGCAAGUUUUGAAAAACUGCUACAACAAUUGCAACCUCACCUCAUAAAACGAAGUCAUAGAGCAUUGCCUCCAGAUCAGAGAUUACUAAUCGGGUUAAGGUUUCUUGGAACUGGAGACCAAACAACAUCUAUUGCUUUAGAUUUUCGAGUAGGAGAAUCUACAGUCAGAAUGUUAUAUAAAGAAAUAUGCUCUAUUAUAAUGAGAAUUUUGCCGUCAAUGUAUCUCUCUCCACCAACAGAACAGCAAUGGAUCCAUAUUGCCAAUAAUUAUUGGAAAAGAGGGCAUAUGCCAAAUUGUUUUGGAGCAAUCGAUGGCAAGCACAUCAUAUUGAAAUGUUCGCCUAAUUCUGGAAGUUCUUAUUACAAUUACAAAAAACAACAUAGUAUAAUAUUAAUGGCUGUGGCCGAUUAUAGAUAUAAGUUCACAUUAGUUGAUAUAGGAGCUUACGGGGGAAAUAGUGAUGGAGGCAUUUUUGCAGACUCUGAAAUAGGAGAAAGAUUGAGAAAUAAUAAUCUUAACUUACCAAAUGGUACGGCUGCAUUGCCUGGCUGUGAUAUAGCAAUACCUGGAUUUUCACGAUGCCUUCCAACUUUCAAAUAGAAUAAUGAAGCCAUAUUCUGGCAAACAAUUAUCGGAUAAACAAAAAAUCUUUAAUUACAGAAUUUCAAGAGCUAGACAAACAAUAGAAAGUGCUUUUGGAAUAUAUAGUAAUAAAUGGAAUAUAUUUCAUAAA